GCUGUAUGGACGCUAUUACUGCUUGCUUGGGCUCUGUACCCCAAACGCCUCCAAACGGGCUCGUAUUUUCGCCCUAGGCUGCGUUCUUUUGGCCUGCGUCUGGAAUUUUCGAUGAUUAAACUGUGUCCACCGUGUCCAGUUCACCACGUGGGGCAUCGAUUUUCUAUCGCAGUCACUACCACAGUCGCUCUUUUCGCCAUAGACCUGUUAAAUAGAUUCCAACCCCUCGUUGUUACCUGCGGUAUUCAGUGAGUUUUGUCUAGACGGUUGGCGGUGCAUGGAUCUCCCCAGGUCGUUUCACAGCAACCUCUUUUUCUUUUCCACCUCAUAGUCGUUCACUUUCCGACCAUCGCGACAUGGAACAAGCAUAUGUGCGCUCAACAUCAGAGGUGCUGAGUCACUUCCAUGUCACCGAAGCAGCCGGUCUGUCGUCUGCGCAAGUCGCAGAGUCCCGAAAACAAUAUGGAAGCAACUCUCUCCCCGAAGACCCUCCGACACCCUUAUGGCAACUCGUUCUGGAACAGUUCAAAGAUCAAUUGGUCCUCAUACUGUUAGGCUCGGCUGCGAUAUCUUUUAUCCUGGCCCUGUUUGAAGAGUCGGAUGACUGGACUGCGUUUGUCGACCCUGUGGUGAUCCUGACAAUCCUCAUUCUGAAUGCGAUCGUGGGUGUGACGCAAGAAAGCAGUGCUGAAAAGGCCAUCGCAGCCUUGCAAGAGUAUUCCGCAAACGAAGCAAAGGUGAUUCGGGAUGGACACGUCCAGAAGAUCAAGGCAGACGAGCUUGUACCAGGAGACAUUGUUACUGUCGCCAUUGGAGAUCGGAUACCGGCCGACUGUCGAUUGUUGUCCAUCCAAAGCAACAGUUUCGCAGUCGACCAGGCCAUUUUGACAGGCGAAAGCGAGAGUGUGAGCAAGGAGUGCAAAGCCAUAGACGAUGUGCAGGCUGUCAAACAAGAUCAGGUCAACAUGCUCUUCUCUGGCACAACAGUGGUGACGGGACACGCUACCGCCAUUGUCGUUCUUACAGGUAGUUCCACAGCGAUUGGCGACAUCCACGAGAGCAUUACUUCGCAAAUUUCGGAGCCCACGCCCCUCAAGGAGAAGCUCAACGAUUUUGGCGAUACUCUGGCCAAAGUCAUUACAGUAAUCUGUAUUUUGGUGUGGCUGAUUAACAUCCAGCAUUUCAAUGAUCCCUCGCACGGAGGAAGCUGGGCCAAGGGUGCCAUCUACUACCUGAAAAUCGCGGUAUCUUUGGGGGUCGCUGCCAUCCCAGAAGGUCUCGCCGUGGUCAUCACAACAUGUCUCGCCUUGGGUACGAGGAAAAUGGCGGCGAAAAACGCCAUCGUUAGGAGUUUGCCCUCAGUCGAGACCCUGGGUAGCUGCAGUGUGAUAUGCUCUGACAAAACUGGUACUCUCACGACCAACCAGAUGAGUGUUGCAAAGAUCGUCUAUCUCAGCGAGUCUGGAGAUGAUCUAGAGGAGAUCGAAGUCUCAGGAACCACCUUCGCCCCGACCGGGGACCUCAUCCACAAUGGCAAGAAACUUGAAAAUCCCGCAGCAACUUCGGACACCAUAAAGCAAAUGUCAGAGGUUCUGGCGCUCUGCAAUGAGGCCCAUUUGUCAUAUGACGCGAAGAACGACACCUAUUCAAGCAUUGGAGAACCUACUGAGGGAGCUCUCCGUGUCCUGGUUGAGAAGAUUGGCACCGAUGACGCAGCGAGGAACACCACUCGAGCCAGUUUGGCCGGCGCUGAGCGAGUAGACUUCGCCAGUAAGUACUACGAGGAAAAACUUCCUCUGCACGCAAUGUACGAGUUCUCGAGAGAUCGAAAAAGUAUGUCUGUCCUCGCUGGAACUGGCCAGGCCCAAAAGCUUCUUGUUAAGGGUGCCCCUGAAUCGAUCAUCGAACGCUGCUCUCAUGUCAUUCUGGGGUCAAACGGCAAGAAAGUUCCCAUUAACAAGCGCCAUCAGGCCCUCCUCGCUCAGGAGCUCGUGGCAUAUGGACGGCAUGGCCUUCGCGUGCUUGCGCUGGCCAGCGUGGAAAACAUUAGUGGCAACGAGCUACUGUAUACCGCAAAGAGCAACAAAGCAUAUGCUGAGUUGGAGCAGAACAUGACCUUGAUCGGGCUUGUCGGGAUGCUCGACCCGCCUCGGCCAGAGGUGGCCAAGUCGAUCAUGAAGUGCAGAGAGGCCGGUAUUCGAGUGAUUGUCAUCACUGGUGACAACCAGAACACUGCCGAGACCAUCUGCAAACAGAUUGGCGUAUUCCAACAAGACGAAGAUCUCACCGGCAAGAGUUUCACCGGCCGCCAGUUUGACUCCCUCACGGAAAGCGAAAAGCUCGAAGCUGCAAAGACAGCAUCUCUAUUCUCCCGCGUCGAGCCCACGCAUAAGUCCAAACUUGUUGAUCUCUUGCAGGACGCGGGCGAAGUGGUAGCCAUGACAGGCGACGGCGUGAAUGACGCCCCGGCGCUGAAGAAGUCUGACAUAGGAGUGGCCAUGGGCACCGGCACCGAUGUCGCGAAAUUGGCCGCCGACAUGGUGCUUGCGGACGACAAUUUUGCCACCAUCGAACUCGCCAUUGAGGAAGGGCGCACCAUUUACAGCAACACCCAGCAAUUCAUCCGGUAUCUCAUCUCGUCCAACAUUGGUGAAGUAGUCUCGAUCUUUCUGACCGCGGCCCUGGGCUUACCGGAAGCGUUGAUCCCAGUCCAACUUCUCUGGGUGAAUCUGGUCACGGAUGGUCUCCCGGCCACCGCGCUCUCAUUCAACCCGGCUGACCACGACGUGAUGCGCCGGACGCCGCGAAAACGCGACGAGCCCCUCGUCUCUGGGUGGCUAUUCUUCCGAUACAUGGUCAUCGGCACCUAUGUGGGCGCCGCCACUGUCUUUGGCUAUGUGUGGUGGUUCAUGUUUUACCCUUCGGGCCCGCAAAUCAGCUUCACGCAACUCCGAAGCUUCCAUAAAUGUUCGCCAACGAAUGCUAUCUUCGAGAAUGUCAGCUGUGCCAUUUUCUCUCCCUCAUCGACACCGACGCGCACCGCUUCGACUAUUUCACUGUCCAUCUUGGUUGUGAUUGAGAUGUUCAACGCCAUGAAUGCCCUCAGCUCGUCGGAGAGUUUGCUUCAACUCCCGCUCUGGAAAAACAUGAAACUCAUCUAUGCGAUCUGUCUCUCGAUGCUCCUCCACUUUGCCAUUCUGUACACGCCCAUUCUACAGGGCGUCUUCUCGAUCGAGGCCCUGGGGUGGGAUGAGUGGAUGGCGGUGCUGUGGAUUUCGGCCCCAGUCAUCUUGAUCGACGAGGUCCUCAAGGCGAUCGAGCGGGCCGUCUACGUCAAUUGUAAGUCGGAGCGGAGAAGACGGGCCAGUGUGUCGGGUGGGAGUGGCUUGAAAGGGGAAGGGAACGGGUUCGUGGCAAACGGCAAGAUGAAGGCGAAUUGAGAGGAAGCGAGAGCGAGAGCGAGAGAGAGGCCGGCCCACCAAGCCCUUUGGUUCCAUGUGACAUUAGCUCUUACCAUACAUUGAAUUGGAUGUUGUGGCCAACGAAACCCGAAGCAGAGACAUAUCAUACAUCACUCACUCAACUUACUCACCCAUCUUGCAUUGAUGGGAUCUGGAACGGAGACCAAAAGAACAGAAAAGACGACGCAAUGUAACGGGUUGGGUUCCGGGCGGCUUCUUGUCUAUUUGUUUGUUCGCCUCUCUUCAUUGCAUGGCUGGAUGCAUGGAUUUAUGGCUGGCAGGCUGGCAGGCAGGCUGGAUAGAUAGAUGGAUAGAUGGAUGCGCUCCAGAUUGGGGACGUUUGGAUAUCUGCAUAGCACUCGGUACAUACGAGGUAUACCGUCCGUAUACACCUAGACACCUAGACAUCUAGACAUCUCUCAUCUAUAGAGCCAAAAAAGCAGUCUCAAAUGAGACACGCCAAUCAG
Messenger RNA from Cladophialophora immunda, 3928 nucleotides. RefSeq names its product calcium-translocating P-type ATPase, SERCA-type. The coding region runs from base 357 to 3440 and encodes 1027 amino acids. Gene Ontology annotation, biological process: calcium ion transmembrane transport; intracellular calcium ion homeostasis. Lineage: Eukaryota; Fungi; Ascomycota; Eurotiomycetes; Chaetothyriales; Herpotrichiellaceae. The record is from RefSeq and is a predicted model, not a curated record. Gene Ontology annotation, cellular component: membrane. Gene Ontology annotation, molecular function: ATP hydrolysis activity; P-type calcium transporter activity; ATP binding. The transcript is spliced from 3 exons.